Messenger RNA from Klebsormidium nitens, 1875 nucleotides. NCBI's taxonomy places the organism in Eukaryota, Viridiplantae, Streptophyta, Klebsormidiophyceae, Klebsormidiales, Klebsormidiaceae. The record is from the annotation of a GenBank genome assembly.
CUGUUCAGUAUUUCCUGUUCAUGGGCGCUCCAGAAUCAAUUCGUUCAUAAGGCUGAAGUGGACAAAGUAGCACUGACAGUGAAAGUAGAUGGCGAGGGUUUUGGGGUGAUGGUGCCUGCGAGGGUCGCUUAUGGCACCCGAAAUUUGUGAGUGCCGUUUGAUCUGUGGCCCCAUUAGGGCGUAGGCAGUUUACUUUUUGCGACCAUGGACGCCAACUAUUACAUCCAAGAGCCGCCCGUUGCAAGCCCGGGCGAGAUCGAUGCCCAGCGGGCCGCCCCAGCUGAAGUCACCGCUGAUGUCACGAACACUUACCUGACCUCAGACGGGACUGCCGGCAAGCCGUCCGCCCAGUCGCCUGAGCAGUAUCUAGCCAACCAGGGUUACGCCAACACUGCGCAGAUUGCCGAGCUCCAAUACGCGCAGGGGCAGAACGUCGCGGAGCUGUUCCAGGAGGACCCGUAUUCGGGGUAUGCGAUCCCGCCCGCCCCGCCCGUGAGGGCUCAGCCGGUUAUCGCCGCGCAGCAGAUGCAGGCGACGUUGGGGCAUAUGCCUCCGGACUUCAAACGAACGGAGGGCGCAAAGAUUGACACCGAAGCGCGGGCCAAGACUGCGGAGAAGAAGCUGAAGGAAGUUGAUGCGCAGCUGGGCAAGGUGCUGAAAGAGAAAGCGGCGCUCGAGAAGGAAUUGGCCAAGGAGAAAAAGGACAGGGCGCACUUCCAGGAGCUCGACGCAAAGCGUGCGCAAGAGCGCGAGUCUGUCGCUGCCUGGGAGUCUCAUUGGCGGGUCCAAGAAAAGGCGCUCAAAGCUGCCGUGGAAGACAGCCGGCGCAAGAACCAGGCGAUGCAAGCCAAGCUUGGAGCUCUCGAAGCGCGUCUCAAAGCAGCGUUCGACGAGGUCGAGAAGCUGCGGGGGGCGGCGGCGGCCGCCGGCGAGCGGGCGGGGCGGCUGGAGAGAGAACUAGAGGAGGAGAGGCAGGCGUACCGAGAGCUGGAGGAAGACAAGGCGGCAGAUGCACAGAUGAUCACCGAGGGCGAGGCCGCGGGCGUGGAGUGGGUCCAGGAGGCGGUGCGGCUGCGCAAGGAACUAGACGCGGAGAAAAAGGCGCGCGUCAUGUGGCAGAACAUGACGGGGCAACUAGCGCGCGAUCUCAACGACGAGAAGGCGCGAAGGGCGCGCGAGCUGAGCGCGGUGCGCGCCGAGUUUGCACGGGGCGCGAACGGACAGUGGCUGGUGCGGGUUGAGGAACUAGAGAAGGAACUGAAGCGCGCCGGGGAGGAGGCCGCAGCGGCGCGCGCUGCGGAUCAGGCGAAGCUGGCGGAGGCCCAGACGGAGCUCGCGGCCGAAAAGCGCCAGAAGCAAUCAUGGCAGCAGAUUGCGGAGCGCAUCGGAAAGGAAUCAAAGGAGGGCCGUAGAGAGGUGGAAGUCAUCCAAAAGCGCUUACAGGAAGCCCUCCGAUCUAGUAAGCCCCCCGUUCCGGCGCCCUCCCCUCCGCCCCCGGCCCGCCGCGGGAGCAGGAGUAGUGUGCGGGGAUCCCCUGCUCCCGAAAUGGGGGGGUCGGAUAUGGAAGAUCCAGAGGGGAAGAAAGGGAAGCGGGAGAGGGGGGGGGAGAAGCAGGAAACGGACGAUGAGGCGACGGACGACGACGAGCCCGUUCCCGGGGGGGAGGCGCGCGGGGCGAAAGUGCCCCCCCGGAAGCGGUUGAAGAGCUUGACGGAGCUGGGGAAGGACUCGCCGAAGAAGGUGUGGAAGUCGCGGCGGCCGCGGGGGACGAAAAAGGGCGACCAGGCAGAGGCGGGGCAGCAGAGCGAGGUCGCCGAAAAGGGGGGGCCGGAAGAGCCGAAGGAAGGGGAGGGGGUCGUGGGGCAAGAAGCAUGA